Molecule: messenger RNA, 3687 nt
Organism: Leopardus geoffroyi (Geoffroy's cat)
Lineage: Eukaryota; Metazoa; Chordata; Mammalia; Carnivora; Felidae
Gene: MEIS2
Product: Meis homeobox 2
Exons: 12
Coding region: 1114-2547 (477 amino acids)
Biological process (GO): animal organ morphogenesis; eye development; positive regulation of transcription by RNA polymerase II
Molecular function (GO): DNA-binding transcription activator activity, RNA polymerase II-specific; RNA polymerase II cis-regulatory region sequence-specific DNA binding
Source: RefSeq, a predicted model, not a curated record
AUCGCACUCGCUGCAUAUCAGAGGCUCGGCGCGGCGCGCUCCUCCUCGCUCCCGCUCCCCACUCCCGGGAUGUGUCUCCGCCGUACGACGGGCUAUGGCCACCACGACUUCCGGGUUCCGUCAUUUCGUUCUCCCGCCGCCGACCCGCGCCGCCAAACUGAGGCUCUUCUAUAAGCCAGGCAGCAGCCAACCUGCCAACACCUACUGACACUCACUCAUCUCCCAGAGAGAGAAAGAGAGCGCGAGAGAGCGAGCGCGAGAGAGCGAGCGCGAGUGAGAGCGAGCGAGCGAGAAAGAGAGAGAGGGAGAGACAAAAUACCUACCAGGAAAGGGGGGGAGGAAGUCCAAUUUUUGCAAACUAUUCAAUUUUUUUCUUGAUUUUUCCCCUCUGCUUUCUUUGAACGAUACUUUAAAGAGAGAGGAUCAUAUCAUAGAUACCGCGGGGGCCAAGCUAAAAGAGGGGGGGGAGGGGGGAGGAAAAAAUUCAAGAAGCAGAAACCCCUCGCGGAGUUUUACUGGAAGAAAAAAAACGGGUCUGAAAGAUUCCUCCUCUUCAUCAUCAUCAACCAUCAUUCAUUCACUACCUUGACAUUCCGGGCUUUGAUUGACAGCUGGAGUGGCAAAAAGCCAUGAAACACGACAGUUCGGUUACAUGUGGGCUGCUGACGGGCCGCUCGUAACCUUCAGUUCGGGGGCUUGACAAUUUUUUUUUCUUCUUUUUCUUCUUUUUCUUUUCUUUCUUUUUUUUUUUUUUUUUUUCAACUGAGGGGAAGAGAAGAGAAAGAGGGGGAAAGGAGGACCGAAGAGGAGGAGGAGGGGAGGGGGGAGGAGGAGGAGGUGGAGGAGGAGGAGGAGGAAGAUCAGGAGGAGGAGGAAGAAGAGGAAAAAAGAGAAAAAGAAGAAAUAUCACAGAAAAAAAAAAAAACCUCUUCGUUGUCUUGCCUGGGCUUUUUUUUCCCCCCCUAAAAAUAACAUAUUGGAGAAUUGGGAGAAGUCUUUUUGGUUUGGAAAAAAAAAAAAAAAAAAAAGGAAUCUUCAGCCUAGAUCACUUUCUUAUCCGGACUGGGAUAUUAAAUAUACGACACAUCCAGGAGUUUAUUGGAGCGCAGACUGAUGGCGCAAAGGUACGAUGAGCUGCCCCAUUACGGCGGGAUGGACGGAGUAGGGGUGCCUGCUUCCAUGUACGGAGACCCUCACGCGCCGCGGCCGAUCCCUCCGGUUCACCACCUGAACCACGGGCCGCCGCUCCACGCCACGCAGCACUACGGCGCGCACGCCCCGCACCCCAAUGUCAUGCCGGCCAGCAUGGGAUCCGCUGUCAACGACGCCUUGAAGCGGGACAAGGACGCGAUCUAUGGGCACCCGUUGUUUCCUCUGUUAGCUCUGGUCUUUGAGAAGUGCGAGCUGGCGACCUGCACUCCCCGGGAACCCGGAGUGGCCGGCGGAGACGUCUGCUCCUCCGACUCCUUCAACGAGGACAUCGCGGUCUUCGCCAAGCAGGUUCGUGCGGAAAAGCCACUUUUUUCCUCAAACCCAGAGCUGGACAAUUUGAUGAUCCAAGCAAUACAAGUACUAAGGUUUCAUCUCUUGGAGUUAGAAAAGGUCCACGAACUGUGUGAUAACUUCUGCCAUCGGUACAUUAGCUGUUUGAAGGGGAAAAUGCCCAUCGACCUUGUCAUUGAUGAAAGGGACGGCAGCUCCAAGUCAGAUCACGAAGAACUUUCAGGCUCCUCUACAAAUCUCGCUGACCAUAAUCCUGCAUCUUGGCGAGAUCACGACGAUGCAACGUCCACCCACUCAGCAGGCACCCCGGGGCCCUCCAGUGGGGGCCACGCUUCCCAGAGUGGAGACAACAGCAGUGAGCAAGGGGAUGGUUUAGACAACAGUGUAGCCUCACCUGGCACAGGUGACGAUGAUGAUCCAGACAAGGACAAAAAACGUCAGAAGAAAAGAGGCAUUUUCCCCAAAGUAGCAACAAAUAUCAUGAGAGCAUGGCUGUUCCAGCAUCUCACACAUCCGUACCCUUCCGAAGAGCAGAAGAAACAGUUAGCGCAAGACACAGGACUUACAAUUCUCCAAGUAAACAACUGGUUUAUUAAUGCCAGAAGAAGAAUAGUACAGCCCAUGAUUGACCAGUCAAAUCGAGCAGGUUUUCUUCUUGAUCCUUCAGUGAGCCAAGGAGCAGCAUAUAGUCCAGAGGGUCAGCCCAUGGGGAGCUUUGUGUUGGAUGGUCAGCAACACAUGGGAAUCCGGCCUGCAGGUUUGCAGAGCAUGCCAGGGGACUACGUUUCUCAGGGUGGUCCUAUGGGAAUGAGUAUGGCACAGCCAAGUUACACUCCUCCCCAGAUGACCCCACACCCUGCUCAAUUAAGACAUGGACCCCCAAUGCAUUCAUAUUUGCCAAGCCAUCCCCACCACCCAGCCAUGAUGAUGCACGGAGGACCCCCUACCCACCCUGGAAUGACAAUGUCAGCACAGAGUCCCACAAUGUUAAAUUCUGUAGAUCCCAAUGUUGGCGGACAGGUUAUGGACAUUCAUGCCCAAUAGUAUAAGGGAACUCAAGGGAAAAGGAAACACACGCAAAAACUAUUUUAAGACUUUCUGAACUUUGACCAGAUGUUGACACUUAAUAUGAAAUUCCAGACAGCUGUGAUUAUUUUUUACUUUUGUCAUUUUUCAUCAAGCGACAGAGGACCAACGAGACAAGAACACAAAUGUGAAAUCAUGGGCUCACUGAGACAGUUCUGUCCAUGUAAAGAUCCUCUGGAAAAAGACUCCGAGAGUUAUAACUACUGUAGUAUAAACAUAGGAACUAAGUUAAACUUGUACAUUUCUGUUGAUCACUCCGUUAUGUUGCCUCAAAUAGUUUUAGAAGAGAAAAAAAAAAUAUAUCCUUGUUUUCCACACUAUGUGUGUUGUUCCCAAAAGAAUGACUGUUUUGGUUCAUCAGUGAAUUCACUAUCCAGGAGAGACUGUGGUAUAUUUUAAACCUGUUGGGCCAAUGAGAGAAGAACCACGCUGGAGACCUUGGUGAACGUCUGGCUGAACCUCAUCCCUUGGACUCCAGCUUCAAGAAUGUGUUUUCAUGCCCGGCCUUUGUUCCUCCAUAAACGUGUCCUUUAGUUUCCAACAGAUCUUUAUAGUUUGUGCUUCAUAAGCCAACUCUUCUUCUUAUUUUGGGGGACUCUUUUUCAAAGAGCUUGCCAAUGAAGAUUUAAAGACUGAGCGGGAGCUUCUUCCAGGAGUUCUGAGCCUUGGCUGUGGACAAAACAAUCUCACGUUGGGCAGCUUUUCCUCAACACAAGAAAGUUAUUAAUGGUCAGAGCACCACCACUAGGACUUUAUCAGAAACUCAAAGCUUGGGGGAUAAAAAGGAGCAAGAGAAUACUGUAACAAACUUCGUACAGAGUUCGGUCUAUUAAUUGUUUCAUGUUAGAUAUUCUAUGUGUUUACCUCAAUUGAAAAAAAAAAAAAGAAUGUUUUUGCUAGUAUCAGAUCUGCUGUGGAAUUGGUAUUGUAUGUCCAUGAAUUCUUUUCUCAGCACGUGUUCCUCACUAGAAGAAAAUGCUGUUACCUUUAAGCUUUGUCAAAUUUACAUUAAAAUACUUGUAUGAGGACUGUGACGUUAUGUUAAAAAAAAAAAAGGUGUUAAGUCACAAAAUGCGGUAAUAAAUAUUUCAUUUUUGA